Messenger RNA from Plectropomus leopardus (leopard coralgrouper), 996 nucleotides. The record is from RefSeq and is a predicted model, not a curated record. NCBI's taxonomy places the organism in Eukaryota, Metazoa, Chordata, Actinopteri, Perciformes, Serranidae.
AUGGCAGCUGUGAAAGGCUGGUUGGUGGGACUCCUGCUGGUUCUCUUGUCCCCGUCCCCAGUCCCACUCUCUGGACUUGUGAGCGCCCAGGAUGUGGCUGAUGCAGACGAAGGCCUCCAUGUCAGAGAUGCCGAUGAGGUUGUAGCUGAGGAGGGUGAAACCGCUGAAGGUGAUGAUGACACAGGCGAGGAAGAGGAACAGGUAGAAGAGGAUGAUGAGAAUGAAUCAGAUGAAGACGCAGAAGAAACUGAUGAACAGGAGGAGGAAGAGGAGGCUGAGGAGGAAAAUGCCGAGGAGGAGGAGGAGGAGGAGGAGGAGGAGGAGGAAGAGGAGACUGCUGAGGAGGAAGAAGAUGCUGUUGAGGAGGAAGAAGAUGCUGAGGAGGAGGAAGAAGAUGCUGAAGAGGAGGAAGAAGAUGCUGAGGAGGAAGCCGAAGAAGAGGCUGCUGAGGCUGAGGAGGAAGAGGAGGAGGAAGAGGCUGCUGAGGAGGAGGCGAAAGAAGAAGAGGAAGAGGCUGCUGAUGAGGAGGAGGAUGAGGAGGAGGAUGAAGAAGAGGCUGGCGAGGCAGCAGCUGAGGAAGAUGAGGAGGAAGAAGGGGAAGAGGCUGCGGAUGAGGAGGAGGAGGAGGAGGAGGAGGAGGAUGAAGAAGAGGUAGCAGAAGAGGAGGAUGAUGAGGCAAAUGAGGUAGAAGAGUUACCUGAAGAGGAGAAGGAGGAGGAGGAAGAGGGUGAUGAUGCUGAGGAGGACGAAGAAGAGGAAGAGGAGGAUGACUCUGAGGAAGAGGAUUUCCGCUCUGGCUCUUUGUGUAGCGUUUGCACCAUCUGUGAGUACUGCUCUAAAAACUGUGACAACUGCCCCUGUGAAGAGGGAGAUGACUCUGAUCACUGUGAGCUCUGCCAAGACUGUUCAUCCUGCUACAUUUGCCCUAUACUGUGUGACACAAUUUGCACACCAGGUGGCCUUGUUGAUGAGCUCACCGGUUCUAUCUUUCAGUAA